Messenger RNA from Pisolithus orientalis, 1551 nucleotides. RefSeq lists its product as uncharacterized. Bases 46 to 1551 code for a protein of 501 amino acids. Gene Ontology annotation, molecular function: flavin adenine dinucleotide binding; NADP binding; N,N-dimethylaniline monooxygenase activity. The transcript is spliced from 5 exons. Lineage: Eukaryota; Fungi; Basidiomycota; Agaricomycetes; Boletales; Pisolithaceae. The record is from RefSeq and is a predicted model, not a curated record.
GUCCCCACAUUGUUCGGGUUCCCUUCGUAAUCGACUUUGGUGAUCAUGGUCGGUUUCCGACAAUCGGUGUGCUCACUCCUUGGCUAUUUGUUCUUUCGACUAUCACCGCCAGGGUGCUACCACGACUUCAAGCAAGAUGUCCCCAAGUCAGUCGUUAUCGUUGGAGCGGGGAGCGCCGGACUGGCUAUGUUGAAAACCCUGUUGGCUCUCCCAGUCGAAAGUCGCUCGGAGUGGGAUAUUGUUCUAUACGAGCGACGCAGGGACGUCGGGGGAAUAUGGCUGCCAGAUCCAUCACCACCUCCUCCACCUAAGCUACCCGAAACUCCAUUGUAUCCGCUGCUGCAUGCUGACACCCCCGUCCCCAUCAUGACUUACCCCCACCUUCCGUUCCCACCUAGCACCCCUCUUUUUCCCUCACACGAAUAUAUAGAACGCUAUCACCAGGAUUAUGCGACCCACUAUGACCUCUGGCCAUAUAUCAAGUUUAACCAUUCUGUGCUGUCAUCAUCAUGGGUGGGAACACCACAUGCAGGGCAUUGGGAAAUCGUCGUCGAGGAUCAUAAUGGUGACCGGAUACAAAAAUCGUUCGAUCAUCUCGUCGCUGCAGUGGGGCUAAGCUAUGCGCCACAUAUGGUGAUAUUUCCGGGACAAGAAACAUGGCUAGAGAACACCAAAGGUGGACUGCAACGAGAAAUCUUUCAUUCGAUGUGGUAUCGCCACCCUAGUUGGUAUGUUAACCAGACCGUCGUAGUGGUCGGCGGAGGAGCAAGUGGAGUCGACGUCUCAUCUCAGGUGUCGCAGUAUGCCCGUAAAGUUUACCUUUCCGUUCGCAGUUCGCUACGGGGAGGGAUGCCAACGGGACCUGUGGAAAUGAAACCUGAGAUUUCACAUUUUACGUUGGAUGAGGUUAUUUUCACGGAUGGGUCGACAGUGCAAGACGUUGAUACAAUCAUACUGGCUACAGGCUAUGAUUUACGCGUGCCUUUCUUAGAAGAAGGUGGGGAAGUGAUCGUGAAGCCAGGGUCUAACGAAACAGACGAACAAAGGCUUACUACCAACCUGCGUUAUCUAUUCCCACUCCAUAAACACAUAUUUUCCCUGUCAGCAUCUUACCCAACGAACGCACUGGCGUUCAUCGGCCUCCCGGGAUCGCCUUUCCGCCUAUCUACGCGACCUUCGAUCAUUGUCAAUGGCAGCCUACUCGCGCCCCGGGCAGAGUUACUGAGCGAGCUUGCAGACAGCGAAGAAGACCUUCGGAGGCGAGGGUAUGAUCCCUAUUAUAUCGGACAUAAGAUGGUCGACAAUUCCGCGUUCGAUUAUCAAGAAGGUCUCAUCAAGACGUUGCGAUUGAAGGAGGGAUUGCCGAAGCAGAACAUCACUUUCCGAGGGUGGAAAAGGUUAGAGGCACUUGGACUAGCAGAGGAAUGGCUAGCAGGGGUUGAGAGUGAAGACGAGUGGGCGGAUCUUAUGAGACGAGUGAACGCAUGGCAGAGAGAUUGGGAGACGGUGCACCAUUUGGUAUUUCCAGAUGUCAUACUCGUAUAUUCAUGA